Messenger RNA from Talaromyces atroroseus, 2403 nucleotides. RefSeq names its product Vesicular-fusion protein sec18. Gene Ontology annotation, molecular function: ATP binding; ATP hydrolysis activity. The record is from RefSeq and is a predicted model, not a curated record. NCBI's taxonomy places the organism in Eukaryota, Fungi, Ascomycota, Eurotiomycetes, Eurotiales, Trichocomaceae. The transcript has 4 exons. Bases 1 to 2403 code for a protein of 800 amino acids. Gene Ontology annotation, cellular component: Golgi stack. Gene Ontology annotation, biological process: intra-Golgi vesicle-mediated transport; Golgi to plasma membrane protein transport; SNARE complex disassembly.
AUGGAUACAAGGAGUACUCUGUUCAGUAAAGGAGGUCGAAUGGGGACCCCCGGCCGUCAGAUUCAAGGAGGCGGAGAAGGAAGAGGAGCCCCGGCGGGCGCUGGCUCCGGUCAGGGAUACAAUCACCACGUUCCACUCCGGCUGUCCAAGAUCGAAGACAAGACUUUGCAGACUCAGUACAUCUUCAGCAAUCUAUGCGCCGUGUCCCGUAAUGACUUCCCACCAAACCAUGAUGGCCAGGAUAUAUACAUUAAGCUGACAGGACGGAUGAUUCAGGGAGAGUAUGUGGUAACCGCCCGCCCGCUGCCAGGCUUUCCCAAUGGAUGCAUCAGUCUCUCAGAUCCGCAGCGGACAUGGAUUCAAGUCGGCAUGACGGAUGAGCUCGUGGGAGAGCUCUACAACCCGUUCAGCCAGGGAGGCAACGCCUACCUCAGCAGGAUGGAUGUUGAGGUCGGCUUUGCUUCGGCUAAGAAGUUCAACGACCAGACGUAUGACCAGGAUGCUUUGGCCGAGUCGAUGAUCAAGCUGUUCCAAAACCAGAUUUUCUCCCCGGGCCAGCGGUUUUUGAUGGAUGUCCGGAACAUUCCCCUAGCUCUUAUUGUCAAGACAACUCAACUCGCCGACUUGAGCAUGGAAAAGCAGUCCGACGGGCAAAUGCGGACAGAUGCUAAUGCACGAGGCAUCUUCGUGCCCCAGACCGCCAUCAACUUUUACAAGAGCGCAAGCUCGCCAAUCAAGCUCUCAGGAUCUACUAGUAGAGGCCCUGCCAAUGCUAUAAUUUCCCCAGACUUUAAGUUUGAAAAUAUGGGCAUCGGGGGUCUAGAUACGGAGUUUUCGACCAUUUUCCGAAGAGCCUUUGCCUCUAGGAUCUUCCCUCCUGGCCUGAUCGAUAAGCUUGGCAUCAUGCACGUCAAAGGCAUUCUGCUGUACGGCCCUCCAGGAACCGGUAAAACACUGAUUGCCAGACAAAUCGGCAAGAUGUUGAACGCCAGAGAACCCAAAGUCAUAAAUGGUCCCGAGGUUCUAAACAAAUAUGUCGGACAGUCGGAGGAGAAUAUCAGAAAGCUUUUUGCUGAUGCAGAGAAAGAGUAUAAAGAAAAGGGCGAAGAGUCCGGACUCCAUAUUAUCAUCUUCGAUGAGUUGGAUGCCGUGUGUAAACAAAGAGGAUCAGGGGCCGGAGGGGGCACUGGUGUGGGAGAUAGUGUUGUCAAUCAACUUCUAUCCAAACUCGAUGGUGUGGACCAACUGAAUAACAUUCUACUCAUUGGAAUGACAAACCGUAAGGACAUGAUCGACGAUGCGCUCUUGCGUCCCGGGCGUCUAGAGGUGCAGAUUGAGAUCAGUUUACCAGACGAGCGUGGACGUCUCCAGAUUUUGCAGAUUCAUACGUCCAAGAUGACCAAAAACGGGGUUAUAGAUCAAGACGUCGACUUGAACACGUUAGCAGGCUUGACCAAGAACUUUUCCGGUGCUGAAAUCAACGGCCUUGUCAAAGCAGCCACGUCCUUCGCGUUUAAUCGUCACAUCCGCGUGGAUGCCAUGGCCCAGAUCAGCGACGAUGCUGCUCAAAUGAAGAUUAAGAACGAAGACUUUAUGAAUGCCCUGAAUGAGGUUAGACCUGCGUUUGGUGCGGAUGAUGAAGAGCUCGGGGAGGCCAUUGCGUAUGGCAUUCUCCAUUUCAGUCCGACUAUAAAGAAUAUCCUUGACAAUGGUCACGUUUUCGUUGAGAAUGUUCGCAAGCUAGAUCGCUUGAGGCGGAUGUGUGUCCUUUUGUACGGACCCAAUGCGUCUGGAAAGACAGCUAUUGCAAAUAAGAUUGCGUUGGAUUCUGGAUACCCUUUUAUUAAGUCUAUCACACCAGAAAAAGUCCUUGGCUUUGCCUCGGAGGCUGCCAGGAAAGACUAUGUCUUUAAGAUCUUCACGGAUGCUUAUAAGAGUCCCCUAAGCUUGCUCAUAAUAGAUAACAUCGAGCGUUUGAUCGAGUGGAAUCCCGUCGGUCUACGUCUGUCCAACACCAUGGUCCAAGCCCUCCUCACCCUCUUCAAAGCACCCCCUCCGAAGGGCCACCGCCUCCUCAUCCUAGCAACCACUUCCCGUCGUACUGUGCUCGACCAGCUCGACAUGCUCGAGGCCUUCGACCAACAGAUCGCCGUCCCAGCUGUCGCCGACAUGCGCGAGCUGGGGGCCGCCCUCAGCGAAUUCCAGGCCUUUGACCCAGCCGGUGUAAACCAGAGCAUCAAUAUGCUGCGCCAGUAUAGCGACAGCGACCACGUGGGUGUGGGCAUCAAGACGGUGCUGACGAUGGCCGAGUCGGCGCAGAUGGUGCCUGAGCCGGCGGGCUGGUUUGCUGAGCAGUUAGGGGUAGCGAUUACAGCGAGGAGUGUGGGGAGGUCAAUAGAGUAG